AUGCCCAUCAACCCGCACACGAAAGCCCUCUUCUUCGACGUCUUUGGUACCACGGUGCAAUGGCGAACAUCCGUCACAAAAGCCCUCAAAGAAGCCAGCGAGCGAGCCCUCCGCGACAACCGAGAGUCCCUUCACACAGACCUUCGCGCCCAAGCAUCGGCGAUGACAGAAGACAACUGGCACAGCAUGGCUGAGGACUGGCGCGCCUCCUACGGUCGCUUCACGAAGACCUUCGACCCCUCGAACGGGUUCGUCUCCGUCGACCAGGCCCACUACGACGCGCUCAAGGAACACCUCUGCGCACGACAACUCGACGACCUGUUCACAGAAGACCAGCUCCAGGAGCUCGUGCGGUGUUGGCACAAACUAGACCCCUGGGAUGAUACCGUGCAAGGACUAAAAUUGCUAAGCAGCAAAUUCCGUACAUGCACGCUCACCAACGCGAAUGUGUCGCUGCUGGAGGAUCUCGUGCAGCACGGGCCACUCCCAUUUACAGAUCUUGCCAGCGCUGAGCACUUUGGGGUUUAUAAGCCGUCGCCGCGAGUUUAUCUCGGCGCCGCGGAACGGCUGGGGUUCAAGCCGGAAGAGUGUGCGCUCGUCGCGGCGCAUCUCGGCGACCUGAAGGCUGCCAAGGCGUGCGGGUUUGGCACGAUCUACGUUGAGCGAAUCGGAGAGGAGUUUGAAGACCUCAAUCAGGCAAUCAAGGAUGGGUAUGUGGAUUUGGCGGUGGAGUUGGAGGUUAGUCCCGAUGGCUUCGUAGAGGUCGCUAGGCAGCUAGGUAUCUCGACAGAGGGGCUGUAG
Molecule: messenger RNA, 801 nt
Organism: Aspergillus calidoustus
Lineage: Eukaryota; Fungi; Ascomycota; Eurotiomycetes; Eurotiales; Aspergillaceae
Source: the annotation of a GenBank genome assembly